Cariama cristata (Red-legged seriema) is the source of this 1489-nucleotide messenger RNA. RefSeq names its product Cdk5 and Abl enzyme substrate 2 (gene CABLES2). Gene Ontology annotation, biological process: regulation of cell cycle. The transcript has 9 exons. NCBI's taxonomy places the organism in Eukaryota, Metazoa, Chordata, Aves, Cariamiformes, Cariamidae. The annotation marks the transcript as partial. The record is from RefSeq and is a predicted model, not a curated record.
AAGGCGUUUUAUCUCCCAGCGCUGCUCUCUAGACUUUUUAGAAGACAUAGUGGAAUAUGCCAGUGUACGAAGAACCAAGCAUAUAUCUGGGUCUCCAAGACACAAAAGUUUGAAGAAGAUGCACUUCAUCAAGAACAUGAGGCAGUAUGACACCAAGAACAGCAGGAUAGUGUUAAUCUGUGCUAAAAGAACACUGUGUGUGGCUUUUUCUAUCCUGCCUUACGGGGAGAGUUUACGGAUCAGUGAUCUAAAAAUGGAGGGACAGAAGCAACGACAUCCUUCUGGGGGAGUUUCAGUCUCCACUGAGAUGGUCCUUGGACUGGAAGGAGUAGAGCUGGGUGCUGAUGGCAAAGUUGUGUCCUAUGCAAAAUUCUUGUAUCCAACCAAUGCCCUAGUUGUUCGCAAAGCCGACAGCCAUAGUGCUGUUCCCUCAUGUCGAGCUAGUGCUUCACGGAGUCUUCCUGGAUCGAGAUACAAACCUGUGACAGCAAAAACGAUACCGGCAGGAACAGACAUUGGAAGUGAAGCUGGGGAAGCCGCAGAGUAUGAUCCAAAUCUUCUGGAUGAUCCUCAGUGGCCCUGUGGAAAACAUAAACGUGUUCUCAUCUUUGCCUCUUACAUGACUACAGUCAUAGAAUAUGUGAAACCGUCGGACCUUAAAAAAGAUAUGAAUGAAACCUUUAGAGAGAAGUUUCCUCAUAUCAAGUUGACACUGAGCAAAAUUAGGAGUUUAAAGAGAGAGAUGCGGAACCUGAGUGAAGAGUGCAAUCUGGAGCCGGUUACUGUCUCCAUGGCUUAUGUUUACUUUGAGAAGCUCGUCCUCCAAGGCAAACUCAACAAACAGAACCGCAAACUGUGUGCUGGUGCUUGCGUUCUGCUUGCAGCCAAGAUCAGCAGUGAUCUCAGGAAACAUGAAGUUAAACACCUUAUAGACAAACUAGAGGAGAGAUUCAGAUUCAACAGAAGAGAUCUCAUUGGUUUUGAAUUCACCGUCCUUGUAGCUUUGGAACUGGCUCUCUAUCUUCCUGAAAACCAAGUUUUACCUCAUUACAGACGGCUCACACAACAGUCUUAACCAAAGCUAUGUCCCAGCUGACAGCCAGUGGCGCUGGGGAUUGCAUCGCGGAACGCUGCUGGUGAAGUUGCCACUGGCGUUUCUGUGCCGCUGUGGGCAUCCUGCCAUGGCUACAGCUAGUUUUGAAGUCUGCAGUUGUUUCUAAACUGUCGAGGUGUGCAUUAUGGACAUGUACGCCAAGUCUGGGGGAUGGGACAAGAAGAGUUACUGAACUUUAUUUUCUUUUGGACAUUUAAAGCACAAAUAUUCACCAGUCAGCUGUCAUGGCUGCUUAUUAUGCUUUAUUUAUCUUUUCGGUUUUACUAAGACUGUUCUUCCCUAUGAAGAAUACUAUGGUAUUGUUUCUUUUUUUUUUUUAAGCUUUUGUUGUAUUCCUUGAAACUAAAGGAAGCAUCACUUCCAUUCCAGUGCACC